Messenger RNA from Papaver somniferum (opium poppy), 1409 nucleotides. Its product is annotated as putative NAC domain-containing protein 94. The record is from RefSeq and is a predicted model, not a curated record. Gene Ontology annotation, molecular function: DNA binding. The transcript has 3 exons. The coding region runs from base 13 to 1224 and encodes 403 amino acids. NCBI's taxonomy places the organism in Eukaryota, Viridiplantae, Streptophyta, Magnoliopsida, Ranunculales, Papaveraceae. Gene Ontology annotation, biological process: regulation of DNA-templated transcription.
UUUAUCUUAGAGAUGGAUGAGAAACAUGAUUAUGAUAAGGUAGAUGAAGUUAUGCUACCCGGUUUUCGGUUUCAUCCAACUGAUGAAGAGCUUGUAGGAUUCUAUCUGAAGAGAAAGAUUCAACAACGUACUCUUUCCAUUGAGCUUAUCAAACAGUUGGAUAUCUACAAAUAUGAUCCAUGGGAUCUUCCAAAAAUGGCGACUACAGGAGAAAAAGAAUGGUAUUUUUACUGCCCAAGGGACAGGAAGUAUAGAAACAGUACAAGGCCGAAUCGAGUGACCGGAGGUGGGUUUUGGAAAGCAACUGGAACUGACAGACCUAUUUACGCUUCUGAAGGCUCCAAGUGCAUUGGCUUAAAGAAGUCCCUUGUUUUUUACAAAGGUAGAGCUGCUAAAGGGAUAAAAACUGACUGGAUGAUGCAUGAAUUUCGGCUACCUUCACUGACUGAUUCGACUGCACUUAAGAGACCCAUUGAUAAAAACUUACCACCAAAUGAUGCAUGGGCUAUAUGCAGAAUCUUCAAGAAAACUAACUCAAUGGCACAAAGAGCACUUUCUCACUCUUGGGUUUCACCAGUGCCUGAAACAACUCAGUCAGAUGUGCUUACUUAUGGAACAAAUUGCACCCAGUUCAGUCCUGAAAACCUCUCGUGCACAACUGACCAAGGCAGAUCUUCGGCCAUACAGUACUGUUCAAACAAGGAUUUUACACCAACUUCUUCCACUAGUUUUUCUCCUAGUGAGUUUCAUUCCUACAAACCAAUGAAUCCAGCCGUUUAUAAACCAACCCAACAUCCCAUUUCAAACGGAGAAGUUCUAUCUGGCUUCGCUUCGUUUCCUCCUCUUGAUAUGGCAGGUUCCGCCAAGUAUUCAGUUGAUGUUGCUUCUUUGCUUUCAAACUUAUCCCCUGCUUUACUUGGAGAUGUUAGUAAAAGUUCAGAGAGCAUAGAUUUUGGUGGGACUGAACAGAGGACUAGUAAUGGUUUUUCCACCAAUUUACCACAGGAGAUGCAGGGAAAUAUGGGUACAGUAGAAGAAGAAUCAUGCUUGAGGAAGAGUAACCAAAAUGCAUUAGCAACAGGCAACAACCAGUGGGGAACUGCUCGAUCUGUAGGGUAUCCCUUUGAUCUGCCCGAUGCAUGGAAGACCAAUUUUCCAUGGGAAUCUCCCCCUUGUCCAAGUGAAAUGUCCACGAGCUACUCGACAAACAAGUGCUACAUUUAAACAAACUGUUAUACACGUGAGGUGCUUUUGUAGUAGCUAGAGUGAGGAAGUUGGAGUUCAUGUGAGAAACGUUCUGUCUGCAGGUUUUCUGUAUAGUUUUUCGUCAUUCCAACUACACACGUUUAGGGUGGAUUAAGUCUGUUUUCUAGGUUCUAACCUUGUUUCUAAUUAGAACAUUAAUAUAG